Coffea eugenioides is the source of this 1345-nucleotide messenger RNA. RefSeq lists its product as uncharacterized. Gene Ontology annotation, molecular function: N-acetyltransferase activity. Gene Ontology annotation, biological process: N-terminal protein amino acid acetylation. The coding region runs from base 272 to 1147 and encodes 291 amino acids. The record is from RefSeq and is a predicted model, not a curated record. The transcript has 3 exons. NCBI's taxonomy places the organism in Eukaryota, Viridiplantae, Streptophyta, Magnoliopsida, Gentianales, Rubiaceae. Gene Ontology annotation, cellular component: chloroplast.
AAAAUCAAGAAAAGGGUGUGAUAUGAUCACUUGUCAGUUGUCAGGUAGCUUCUCAGACUGCUAUUUUGCUUCUUCUUACCUUAACCAACAAACAAAAAGAAGGGCAAAGGAGAAUCUGAAUGUCUCCUUCCAAUUCUUCCUUCCUUAAUCUUCUACAGCCUUAUUAAAUUUCCGGCACACACGACCACACAAACCAAGAGUGUGUGUCGUGUGUGUCUUUCUCCAACAAUAUUCUGAAUCAGCCAGAGAAAGAAGCAAGAAAUUUUGGACCAUGCCACCAUUAACAGUAUCAGGGACUUCCUCAAUUAAUUUUAACAGCUUAAGCCUCACCCAAAACCCAUCUCUAAAUCAUCUCAAUUUCUUCAAUUCUAGGACAUCCUUUCCAUCUUCUUAUAGGGCUCCUCUUCACGACCCUCUUUCCCCUUCCCUCCUCUCUUCUUCAGGGCUUUGUAGGGCCAGUCAGUUGGCUGAAUUAUUCCCAACCAUGUCUCCUGAUAUAGUUGUGAGAGAGGCCAGAUUAGAGGAUUGUUGGGAAGUGGCUGAGACUCAUUGUAGCUCUUUCUUUCCACAAUAUUCCUUCCCUCUAGAUUUUGCAUUGAGAAUUGACAGGCUGAUUGGAAUGCUAUUUGGGUUCUCUUUGCCCAGUGGUUGCCAGAGGACCUGUCUUGUUGCUGUCAUUGGCCGGUCAGAUGAAGAUACGCUACAUUUCUGGAAUGAAGAUUUAAAAAUUGGAGGCUUUGAUGGAAAAUUUAGUCUAAAUAAGGGAUAUGUUGCUGGGAUAUUGACUGUGGAUACUGUGGCUGAUUUUCUUCCAAGAAAAGGACCCCUGCGGCAAAGAAGUGCAAUUAUGUAUCAACGCUACCAUAUCAUCAGGAAAGGUAUUGCAUACAUAUCAAAUGUUGCCGUCCGAGAAAAUUUCCGCAGAAAGGGAAUAGCAAAAAGGCUCAUAAAUAAAGCAGAGGCUCAAGCCAGAAGUUGGGGAUGUCGAGCCAUUGCUUUGCACUGUGACCUUAGUAAUCCUGGAGCUAUAAAAUUGUACAAGGGCCAGGGCUUCAAGUGUGUUAGAGUUCCCGAAGCAGCAAACUGGCCACAGCCCAAGACUUCACCAGAUGUCCAGUUUCACUUCAUGAUGAAACUUCUGAAGUGAAUAGUGAACACCUCAAUCAAUUUCAAGAUUCCUUUCUGCAAACGUCCUGUUUUCAGAUAAAAAUACCAUUGAAAGGGGGGAAAAAGUUGUAUACUUAUAGUGUACAUGUGUACAUUGCGGAAGCUGCAGAUAUUGAACGCAGCAUUGUUAUUGUCCUCCUGGCUGUGAUAUAAAAUUUGUGCUAGUAAUGGACUAUUA